AUGGCUCAGUCAGUGUCAAAACGUAUUGUUUUCACCGGCGGUUCAGGCAAAGCUGGUCGCCAUGUUAUUCCGUACCUCCUUCAACAAGGCUAUUCAAUCCUCAAUCUCGACCUUACACCAUUUCCUGAAGACCAUCUUCCGACGGGUAAAUCAGUCUACACCACGAAAACCGACCUCUCAGACAGUGGCCAGACCUUCAACGCCCUCUCGUCCCUCUUCGACAUGUCCGAGUUCUCCCUUCCUGCGCACCCUGGCCCUCCCGACGCCGUAAUCCAUUUCGCCGCCUGCGCCCGCAACAUGAUCGUGCCGGACAACGAAACCUUCCGCAUCAACACCAUGUCGACCUACAACGUCAUCGAAGCGGCCUGCAAGCUCGGCGUCAAAAAGAUCAUCAUUGCUUCCUCCGAAACUGUCUAUGGCGUCUGUUUCUCUCAGGGCCGAGACGAAGACCUCUCCUACCAUUCUUUUCCUCUCGACGAAGACACCUACGAUGUCAACCCCAUGGACACAUAUGCUUGCAGCAAGCUCUGCGGCGAGCACAUCGCCCGCACCUUCGCCCGCCGCUUCAACAAUGACAUCUACGCCCUCCGCAUUGGGAAUGUCGUCGAACCACACGAGUAUGAGCGUGACUUCCCCAAGUAUGUAGGCCAGCCCGAAACGCGGAAGCGGAAUGCGUGGAGCUAUAUCGACGCAAGGGAUUUGGGGCAGAUUUGUGAUCUGGCGGUCAAGAAGGAUGGUUUGGGAUUUCAGGUAUUUAAUGCAGCGAAUGAUACCAUCACGACGACGGUGCCUACCAAGAGGUUCUUACAGGAGAAUGAGCCGAGGACGGAGAUUACAAGGGAGAUGGGUGAGUGGGAGGCACCGUUGAGUAAUCAGAAAAUUAGGGAGGUUUUGGGGUUUCGGGAAGAACAUGAUUGGAGGAAGUAUUAUAAGCCUUGA
Endocarpon pusillum Z07020 is the source of this 939-nucleotide messenger RNA. RefSeq lists its product as uncharacterized. Bases 1 to 939 code for a protein of 312 amino acids. The transcript has a single exon. Lineage: Eukaryota; Fungi; Ascomycota; Eurotiomycetes; Verrucariales; Verrucariaceae. The record is from RefSeq and is a predicted model, not a curated record.